Molecule: messenger RNA, 11043 nt
Organism: Pangasianodon hypophthalmus (striped catfish)
Lineage: Eukaryota; Metazoa; Chordata; Actinopteri; Siluriformes; Pangasiidae
Gene: gja8a
Product: gap junction protein alpha 8 paralog a
Exons: 2
Coding region: 6373-9720 (1115 amino acids)
Biological process (GO): cell communication
Cellular component (GO): connexin complex
Source: RefSeq, a predicted model, not a curated record
UUUCCUUCUGGAGCAUCAGUGAGCGUUUGAACCUUCUCUAAUAGUUGCAUAUGAGUCCCUCAGUUGUCCUCUGGUAAAAUAAUUAACAUUUUGCAGAUUCUGAAAGGAGGAUGUAAACUUUUGACCUCAACUUUAAGUGGUGUAUGGAGUCUUUUUUUCACAUUCGCAUGUCACUGAUAUACUACAUUUUAAAAUGUAUAUUUUCAUUAAUUUCUUUCAUCUAAGUAUGACUUUCUUAUGAAUACCACUGAUGUCUAAUUAAUAUUUCUCAAAAUCUCUCCUCAUUCCUUAUCAUUUAUCUGACUGAGAUGAACAUGGUCUUUAGAGGGAGAAAUCUCACUGACUGACUUUCACAUCUUCUACACAAAUACUCUGGCAGAGAUUGCAGUUUAGAAAUCUUCAAACCUACAGACUUGUUUUAUGUGGAUAGAAUUACUGAUGAUAGCAGAAGCCAAGUGAGAUUUAAAGGACUUAAUUAUUAUGCCCAAAUGUUCUAACUAAGUUCUUUGAUGAGUUCUUAAGGAUCUGGCAAGACUCAUAACCUGUGAAGUGUGUACAGGCCUACUGUUUUAAGAGUUUUUACAUUUCUGAUCUUUGUAUUUCAAUGACACUUGAAAAAUUUGAACUGUAAAAUCUCUACGCUUACUGUGUUAAAUAGAAACACUCCAGUGUGUCAUGUUCUUAGGUGUUCUAAAGAAAAUAUGAAAAAACAAAUAUAUGACCUACAUGUAGAACAUCUACUGCACUUAUAAUGGCAGGAGAAGGAAGUUUGAGAUGUGGUAAUACUUCAUGCAGCUUAGUUUUUAAUAAGUGUGUUAUGCUUGCAGUGGGAAUGAGUUAGGUUCAUGCUUCAUUGAUAAAACCAGAUCCUAUGGCCCAGUGCACACUCUCAAUAGGCCCACCACACUCGAGAAUGACAUCAUCUAUUUGUGUGGCAUACUCCCACUAUUCAGUUACAGCUCUAUGUGGCUUAGCAUGCUUGGACCCUCCGUAUCAAUGCCCAGCUCUUUUUAAUUCAUGACCUGCUAGGGGUUGAUUGCACAUAUACAGUCUCCUCCGAAAGUAUUGGAACGACAAGGCCAAUUCUUUUGUUUUUGCUAUACACUGAAGACUUUAAGAUCUAAAGAUAAUUAUGAGAAAAUAGAUCAGAAUUUCAAGCUUUUAUUUCCUGAUAUUUAUAACUAGAUGUGUUAAAUGACUUUUGUUUGAACCCAUCCAUUUUUCAAGUGAUCAAAAAUAUUGGAACUUGUGACUGACAGUUUCUUGUUGCCCAGGUGUGCCCUGUUAGAUUGAUUGUUUAAACAAUUAAUAACUUUGAAUGUCUACUCUUGAUUUGAGCCCCGAGUUUCACUUGUGAAAACUGCAUUUGUUGCCAAAUAGGAUAAACCAACAUGAAGACCAGAGAGCUGCCUUCGGGAGAAAAGCAAGCUGUUUUAAAACUGAGAAAAGAGGGAAAAUCAAUCAGAUCCAUUACAGAGAAAUGCAUAAAAUCUUAUUUUGAUAGGAACUUAAUCAUGCAGCAAGACAAAGACCCAAAACACAAUGCCAACACAACAAAUGAGUUCAUCAGGGGAAAAGUGGAAGGUUUAGACUGGCCAAGUUAAUCACCAGACCUUAACCCAAUUGAGCAUGCAUUUCACCUCAAAACAAACAACAACUGAAAGAAGCAGGAGUACAAGCCUGGAACACCAUCACAGAAGAAGAAUGCAACAGUUUGGUGAUGUCAGUGGGUAACUGGCUUGAUGAAGUUAUUGCAAGCAAGGGAUAUGCAACCAAAUAUUAAUAUCAAAGUUAUUUACUUUGAUUUACUUUAAGACUAUCUGUUCCUACAAUGUUGCUCACCUAAAACCAAAGGUGCAUGUUCUAAGUUGUUAGAUGUCAGAUGUAACAGUUAGAUGUAAAUAUUAGAAAAUAAAAGCUGAAAUUCUGAUCUAUCAUCUUAUAAUCACCAUCAGAAUGUCAAACUUCAGUGCUUUAUAGCCACAAUGUUGCACGAUGAAUUAGGCAGCUGCCAAUUAAUUGUUAAACUGUUACCACUGAGUAAGUAGUGUGCAUUUCCUAUAAGAGGUUAGAGUAGUUUUCCUUGAAAUAGCAUAUUUAAACAAGAUUUUUGGUUAAUCUGCUAAUAAACAACAGGAAAUAAAUAGACUAAGAAGAUUAAGAAGACUAAAUAUCCUAAAGACCAAAUAUGUUCACCUUGAAAUUAUGUUAGACUUGUUAAUCUGUAUGAGUGAUAAAAGUUCACAUAUUAAACAAAAACAUAUUUAGCAAUAUAACAUAGAGGAUUCAGGAGAUGCUUGAGGAUCCAUAUGUAGGGUGGUUUAUUUACAAAGCCAAAACACAAUCUGAAAUCCAAGUUGGAAUAGGAGCACUGGUCAAAUACAGAGGAACAUGAUUUCCAAAUCAGAUGGUAAAUCUAAAGACCAAACAGUUGGCAAAAACACAGUAAUAAACAACAAAUGCUGGGUACUAACCUAGUAUUGUGGAAGUAUCCUGGAAGUAACCUGGAAGUGGUAACCUAGAACUCAGGUGAGGAAGAUUUCUACUCGCAAGGAGAUGUACUGUCCCAAGCUGGUGACAACAAAUUUUGUUUAAAUUGUAUUUUUAAUUCUCCACUGCAUGAUACACAUAAUCAAAAGAAUAUGGUCAUGAUUCAAUAAUAUAAAUAAAUUAGAAACUAAAUUAUCAAGAGUCAGACCAUUAUCAGGAUACAGUUGUAUGUCCGAGAAGAAUUUUUUUGAUUUUGUGUGAACAUAGUCAGAGAAAAGGUGACCUGUGAACAUGAUUCAUUAUUCAAGUUGGCACACUUAAAGUAUUAUGAAUAUGCGACUGUGAGACUGUUGCAAGAAAUUAUGAUCUUAGUAAAAGAUUGCACAAUGUUAAAACUGUGUCUGUGCAAGCUUUUUCCUUCACUGUCUUCAUAUGCUUGUUUGUGCCGUGUUGUACUGAGAUGGCUCCAAUCUGCUGUGCCAUUGCUUGGAUCUUAAGACUUGGUCUUGAUAUAUAGUGUGGGCUCUCAGUUUGUGUUUGGAGGGGAAAUGAAUUGUGUAACUUGGUAUAAACGUUCUGUCUGUAAUGCAAAAACAUUGUCCCUUGGCUGUGAGUGUAUUUUCCCUCCUCACCUAAAAUCAGGGUGCAAACUGUUUUUCUAAACAACAAUAUUUCACAAGUAGUUUAGCCAUUUGAGUUUAGAUAAUAGCUAAACAAUCCCUUACUUCAAAUAAACCCCAUGUCUGAGAGGCAGAUGCCAGUAGCAGUAACAGACAGAACUGGCCUUGCUGGAGAAAAGCUUAAUGCCAAGGGAAAAAAUAUUUAUAAAGAAGAGUCACAACAGCAGCAAGCGCGUGUGUGUGCCUGGGGAUUAUUAUUAUUUUUUUAAAUAAAGGUUAAUGUUAAUCUGAAAGCAAGUAUGUUUAAUGUUAGUCUUAAAGAAAGUAUUUUUAAAGCAAAGUUAUAUACAGUGGAUAUAAAAAGUCUACAUACCAUGUAUGUAGACACACAUUGCAACAUAUAUAAAUUAAGUGAAAAACAAUCAGAAACAUUUUAGGGAAAAAUAGGAAAAAUAAAAAACAAUAAUCUGGUUGCAUACAAUAAUCUGGUGCACACCCUUUCAUAAUUGAGAAUGUGGCUGUGUUCAGAAUGAACCAAUCACAUUCAAUCUCAUGUUCAAAAGUAAUUAUCAUACAGCUGUUAUCAAUGAAAUUAUUCUGAUUAACCGCAAAUAAAGACCAGCUGCUUCUAUAGGAUUUUCUUGACAUCUUCUUGGUUUCUUCUGACUACCGUAGUGACUCAACCAUGGUCUGCAAAGAGCUGACAAAGCAUGUACAGGGUCCCAAUGUCGAAAGGAAUCAAUCGGGUGAGGGGUACAAAAAAUUUUCCAAACCAUUAGAUGUACCAUGGAACACAGUGAAGGCCAUCAUCAACAAGUGGAGAAAAUGGAGCACCACAGAGACAUCACCAAGAAUAGGAUGACCCUCCAAAAUUUACAAAAGAACAAGACAAAAACUUACCAGGGAGGCUGCCAAGCAAUCACCAGCAAAAUUAUAGGAUCUGCAGGAAUAUCUGACAAGUACUGAUUACUCUCUACAUGUGACAACAAUCUCUCAUAUUCUUCAUGUAUGUGGGCUAUUGGGUAGGGUGGCUAGACGGAAGCCCUUUCUCACAAAAAACAUACAAGCCCAACCAAAUCACCCCAAACCAUGUGGCUAAAUGUGUUAUGGUCUGAAGAGAACCAUUCCAAAAGGUAUAAUAAUUCUAUAAUUCAAAAUUUUUGUUUGGCACAAAAAAGCACAUCACCAAAAGAUCACCAAACCCACGGUGAAGCAUGGUGGUGGCAGCAUCAUGCUUUAGGGCUGCUUUUCUUCAGCCAGAACUGGGGCUUAUAUCAAGGUGGAGGGAAUCAUGAAUAGCUACAAAUACCAGUCUAUUUUUUAUGCAAAACAUUCUGGUGUCUGCUAGUAAGCUGACGAUGAAAAGGGAAUUUCACCUUUCAGCACAACAGUGACCCAAAGCAUACAUCCAAAUCAACAAAGGAAUGGCUUAACCAAAAGAAAAUCAAUGUUUUUGAAUGAACUAGCCAGAACCCAGACCUGCUUCCAACUAAAAAUCUGUGGGGUGACCUGAAGCAGGCUUUGCAUGGAAGAUGACCUUAAAAUUGACAGAUCUAGACAGAUAGACAGUUCUUGUUCUUGGCUGACAGGAGUGGAACCCAAUGUGGUCUUCAGCUGUUGUAGCUCAUGCACCUCAAAGUUUGAUGCUUUGUGCUCACCACGGUUGUAAAAAGUGAUUAUGUGAGUUACUAUAUCCUUCCUGGCAGCUCGAAUCAAUCUGGCCAUUUUUCUUUGACCUCUCUUAUCAACCAGGCGUUUCCACCCACAGAACUGUUGCUCACUCAAUGAGACUGUUGAAUGUGAAAAUCCCAGGAUAUCAGCAGUUUCUGACAUACUCAAACUAGCCCAUCUGGCACCAGCAACCAUGCCAUGGUUAAAGUCACAGAGAUCACACUUUUUUCAUUCUGAUGAUUGAUAUGAGCAUUAACUGAAGGCCUUGACUUGUAUCUGCAUGAUUUUAUGCAUUAUGCAUGUAAAUUGUACACCUAGAAUCUAGGGAUUUUGCUGUAUAGAUUUACAGUUGUUAUUUUGGAGCAAAACCUUGUUUAGUGCAGGCUUCUGAGUGGCACAACAGAAAAGCAUUCUCCCUACUGUCAGGAGAUCUUUGGUAAUACCAGGAGAGCUUAAUUGGCCCUGCUUUCUGGGUUGGAGUCUCACCUGUCUAUUAGAACAAUGCUAGCUGAUUGUGGGUGUCUGUGAGCUCACAUAUAUGGAAAAUUGUAAUUAGUGUCUUCUUUAAGUGUAUUGGGCUGCUCUGUAAUGUUAAAAAAAUUGUAGCCACAGGAAUCAUGGUUUAGGCCUCAACCCAUGUGAUAGUAGCUAGUUGGUUGAAAUCGCCAAUGAUCAAAUUUUAAGAAAAUUGGAUAGGAACUUGUUUAGUGCAUUCAGGCAUUUAUUUUGUACUUCAUGUACAGUAUGUCACUUUUGGUGUGUAUACCUUUAUUGUGAACUCUAGUGCAUGCCUGCCUAAAAGAUUUAUUACAUGUUUUUUAGCAGGCUACUGUUGGAAUCUCUCUCUCUCUCUCUGUCUCUGUAUGUGUGUAUAUUGUUAUGCGUGAACUUCCUCUAAAAUAUCAUAAAUUUUCCUUUAUCACAAGACCAUUGACCUCACCCUCAACACCCCGCUUUCCUGUGGGUAAGUGCUAAGUUUGAUUAUUACUGCAAUUUCCCCAGUUUUUUUCACCACAAGACCUUUGCUCUCAGAUGCAGAUGUGGCUUAAGAUAAGAUUAACUGAGUUAAUGUAUUUCAAUGCUUGUUUUCGUACAUAAUUAUUGCUAUAGUGGUGUUUAUUUUUCUAUACAUUUACUGUUAAUGUUACAGUACAAUUGUCUUUUUCUGAUUAGCACAUAUACAGUAAGGGGUUCAUUAUGGAACUCAUACUCCAGUUCUUUAUAUGAUUCCUGGGUUUGGGCUGUAUGCAGUGAGGGGUCCUGUCCCUCUGAGCGCAGAUCUGUUGAUCCUAUUGUCUCCUGCAGUUCCACACGUGGUCCAAUGCAUAAAGGGCGUCUGGCUGGAAGCUUAGACUUGAAAAGCAGCCAUCACAGCCCAUCCAUUCACAUCUGCUCAUUGAGGCGACAAGGACUCAUGGUGAGGCUGGGUGAACAGGACAUGAGCAGUUCACUUUGUCCCAGCGGCAGGGAGGAGCAACCAACUGAGUGACUGACCAGAACUCCAUUGGAGCCACCACUUUACCAAGAUUUCCAUUUAGUCUCAAUUCACCUCGGUGUUGACCUCUUAUACUUCUGGAGUUAAGAGUCCACCAUGGGAGACUGGAGCUUCUUAGGUAAUAUUUUAGAAGAAGUGAAUAAACAUUCAACUGUAAUUGGCCGUAUUUGGCUUACGGUCCUCUUCAUCUUCCGCAUUCUUAUUCUGGGCACGGCAGCAGAGUUUGUCUGGGGAGACGAGCAGUCCGAUUAUGUGUGUAACACAAAGCAGCCUGGAUGUGAGAAUGUAUGUUAUGAUGAGGCAUUCCCUAUCUCCCAUAUCCGCCUAUGGGUGCUGCAGAUUAUUUUUGUGUCUACGCCGUCGUUGGUUUAUAUCGGUCAUGCUGUCCACCAUGUCCACAUGAAGGAAAAAUGCAAAAAGCGUGAGAAUGCGGCGCUUCACCACCAGCAAGAAAUGAACAACAAACAACUUCAUGUUGUAGCAGACCAGGGAAGUGUUCACAUGACCAAGGACACUAGCACUGAUGGGAGUAAAAUGUUUCGUCUUGAAGGCACUCUACUCUGCACAUACGUAUGCCAUAUCAUCUUCAAAACACUAUUUGAGGUAGGAUUUAUUGUGGGGCAGUACUUUUUGUAUGGCUUCCACCUCCUUCCACUGUAUAGGUGUAGUCGCUGGCCCUGCCCUAAUACAGUGGACUGUUUCAUCUCACGGCCAACUGAGAAAACCAUCUUCAUCAUCUUUAUGCUAGCCGUUGCUUGUGUCUCACUUCUGCUGAACUUUGUGGAGAUUAUCUAUCUAUGUUUGAAAAAUAUUCAAUUUGGGUUCUGUCAGACAGCUCCAGCCCAGGUUGAGACCUUUGUCUCUCCUGAGAGAAGCUUGCAGUUCCUCCUUAGUCCUCCCUUUCAUAAGCCAAAAGGCUACAGGACACUUGAAGAAGAUAGAAAGGAGGGUGAGGUUGCACACAUCUACCCGCUAACUGAAGCGGGUAUGGAGGAAGACCAGCUUCCUUCUCUAUCUCAGGAGGUGGAGCAGAAAAGAACAAAUGAUGCAAUAAUACCUACAGUGCCCCCUGUGGAGGAGACAAUAAUUUAUGAUGAGACAAUCCCAGUCUUUACUGAGCUCACUAAGACUUUUCUUGAGCUGCCACCAACCAUAGAGGAGGAGAUAUCUAGAGAAGGGGAUGAAGUGGACAGUUCCCUACUCGUGAUUCCCUUGGAAGCGGUACUGGGAAAGAGAUCACAGAAAGAAUGCAUGGAGGAGACACAGACAAUUGUUGAUGUGACACAAGGGGGUGUAAAGCAAACUGUAGGAGACCUAGUUAGAAAAGACACACUCAUAGAUCAACAACUGGAUGUGGAGAUUGAGUCAGGACAGGGUGGAUCAGAAGUUGUAGUAGUUCCAGAAACUGUUGAGGAGGUGAUAGAUGUACCAGAAAAUAUUGAGGAGGUUCUAGAUGUACCAGAAAAGGUUGAAGAGGUUGUAGAAGUUUCAGAAAAUAUUGAGAAGGUUGUAGAAAUACCAAAAAAUAUUGUAACAUUUGUAGAAGUACCAGAAAAUAUUAAAGAGGUUGAAGUUCCAGAAAAUGUUGAGGAGGUUGUAGAAGUACCAGAAAAUGUUGAAGAGGUGAUAGAAGUACCAGAAAAUGUUGAAGAGGUUGUAGAAGUUCCAGAAAAUAUUGAGGAGAUUGUAGAAGUUCCAGAAAAUGUUGACGAGGUGAUAGAUGUACCAGAAAAAAUUGAGGAGGUUGUAGAAGUACCAGAAAAUUUUGUAGCAUUUGUAGAAGUACCAGAAAAUAUUGAGGAGGUUGUAGAAGUUCCAGAAAAUGUUGAAGAGGUAAUAGAAGUACCAGAAAAUGUUGAAGAGGUUGUAGAAGUUCCAGAAAAUAUUGAGGAGAUUGUAGAAGUUCCAGAAAACGUUGAGGAGGUUGUAGAAGUUCCAGAAAAUGUUGAAGUAGAUGUAGAAGUACCAGAAAAUGUUGUAGAGGUUGUAGAAGUUCCAGAAAAUAUUGAGGAGGUUGUAGGAGUACCAGAAAAUGUUGAAGUAGAUGUAGAAGUACCAGAAAAUGUUAAAGAGGUUGUAGAAGUUCCAGAAAAUAUUGAGGAGGUGAUAGAUGUACCAGAAAAUGUUGAAGUAGAUGUAGAAGUACCAGAAAAUGUAGAAGAGAAUGUAGAAGUACCAGAAAAUGUUGAAGUAGAUGUAGAAGUUCCAGAAAAUGUUAAAGAGGUUGUAGAAGUACCAGAAAAUAUUGAGGAGGUUGUAGAAGUACCAGAAAAUAUUGAGGAGGUUGUAGAAGUACCAGAAAUUAUUGAGGAGGUUGUAGAAGUUCCAGAAAAUGUUGACAACGUGAUAGAUGUACCAGAAAAAAUUGAGGAGGUUGUAGAAGUACCAGAAAUUAUUGAGGAGGUAAUAGAAGUACUAGAAAAAAUUGAAGAGGUUGUAGAAGUUCCAGAAAACAUUGAGGAGGUAAUAGAAAUGCCAGAAAAUGCUGUAGAGGUUGUAGAAGUUUCAGAAAAUAUUAGGGAAGUUGUAGAAGUUCCAGAAAAUGUUGUAGAGGUUGUAGAAGUUCCAGAAAAUAUUAAUGAAGUUGUAGAAUGCCCAGAAAAUGUUGAGGAGGAUGUAGAUGUUCAAGAAAAAAUUAAGGAGCUUGUAAAACUACCAGAAAAAAAUGAACUGGUAGUAGAAGUUGCAGAAAUGUCUGACAGGGUUGCAGAAGUCCCAGUACAUGUUGAAGAGGUUGUACAAGUUCCAGAAAAGUUUGAGGAGAUUGUUGAUGAUUAUGUAGAAGAGCUUGUAGAAGUUCCAGAAAAUCAUGAAAAGGUUGUAGAUGCUCCAGAAAAGGUUGGAGAGCUUAUAGAAUUUCCAGGAGAAUAUCCUGUGAGUAAAGAACUGACCAAGUCAGAGGAGCUUACAAUAGAAGCUAAGAGCUUCUCUUUAGAAGAUGAGAAAGCUGUAGACCCUUUAUGGGAAGAGAAACCUUUAGAGGCGAUUAAAUCUGUAGGGGAGGAGAAUGUAUCUAGGGAAAUCACAAGGUCAGAUAUUCUAGAGGGUGCAGAGGAGUCACUCAAUUUAGAGGUAAUUGCAGAGGGACCCGAAAUAGAAAAUUUACCUAAGGUGGAGUCAAUAGAGGAUGUCAUCAAUACAAAGGAAUCAGUAGAUUUUGAUGAUGCUGUGGACACAGGGAAGUCAUUCAGCGAGAUGGGCAAUCCAGAGGAGGUUAAGAGCUCUGAAGCCCAAAAUAGUCAAGGGAAAACUAGAGAUCCUGGAAAAGUGGAGAGUUUAGAAUUAAAGGUUAGGUUACCAGAGAUGCAGACACUCGAAGAAACGAUUUCAGUCCCUCUCAUACCUCUGGAAUUGCCAGCAGCAGAGACACUGGAAGAAACAAGACCGCUGAGCCGUCUUAGAAAAGCGAGCAGUAGAGCAAGGCCAGAUGAUCUUACAAUAUAAUUUUUACAUGAGCUAAAACGUAGAUAUAUUUAUUUUAAAACUAAAAAAGCAAAGGAACAAUAACCAGUAUUUUUGUUUUUACUUUUCAUUUAUCGUUUCAUUUCACUGAAAAGUUUUGUUCAUUAGAGGUAUGUUUCUGAUAUUCUUUUUCUUUGUAUGCUAACAAAACAAUUGUUAGAUUGUGUAUAACUGGAAUCAAAGCCUAGAGCAAGCAUUAUUUUUUUGUUCCCAGCUAAUGGUCACUAAUCAACUAAUCAUAAGUUUAUUUAUUUAUUUAUUACUACUACUACUACUAAUAAUAAUAAUAAUUUAUUUUCACUUUUUUGGCUUUUUUUUUAAAUAACAAUUUAUCUAUAUAUUGGGUUGAGUGAUUUUACAUGCCAUCUAGUCAAAAGACCUGAUUUUACAAAGAAAUUACAGUUUACAGGUGAGGUACAGAAAGGUGAUAAGACAUUAAUUGUUUUAGUAAUGUAUUGGGACACCAUGAGCUGCCAGAACAGCUUCAGAGUGCCUUGGCAUUGAUUCUACAAAUCUCUGGAACUGUGCUGGAGGGAUGAACAUCAAUUUUCCAAAAGAUAUUCAGAUACUCAGUUGCUUUUUUGAUGAUGGAGAGCUCUGUCUAAAACACUACUCCAAAUUUCUCAUGCGUAUUCAGUUGAGUUAAGAUUUGAUGAAUAUGAAGUUCAUAGUAUAUGAUUUACAUAAUUUUCAUACCAUUUGUGCCUUGGUGAUGGGCACCCUGGUCAGACCAAAAUGUUUCAUGUUCAUCAGAUAAAGGUGAUCAGUCAAUAUAACUUUAUAAAUAACAGAAUAACAGAUUUGUAGUGACUCUUCUCUCUAAGGGGAAAAGUGGGCACAAAACAUGGCAAAUGCAGCAGAAUAACAGAGACACCAGUUCUUCCUUUAAUUUGUCACCUGUCUGUAUGUGAAAAAAAAUCUGUACAUCACUUUAAAUAACUUUUUCACCUUGAAAAGCAGUCAACGUUAUGCACCUCUUAUUGAACAUAUUGCUUAUUGUCUAAACAUUUGUUUGCUCAAUGAAAUUUACUUACUCAGUUUGUUUUGUUACGCCAGAAGUCAUGAUGCCAUUACACCCAUAUGACAAAUCCAGAAAUGUAAAACUCUCUCUGAUCACUAAACACACUUACUGUGUACAAGGUAAAGGUAGUCUUUUUAAGUACAGUAAGUGUAUACAGAAUUUUCAAGACAGUACUUGAAUACAAUUAUCCAUGAAACAAAUUUCGAGGCAAUGUUUCCAGCAACUGAAUGAUUAUUAACAACUGUAGCAAAUGGCAACUAAACACUGACUGAAGAACAGUGAAA